AAUUUUUAAGUGAAUUAGGUGUACUAGUGAUAAUUUUAAGUGAUCACAGUGCUAAAAGGAGUAGUAACCUUCGGAUCUUCUCCAGAUGAAUCAAUACGUCUUAAUGGAUCCAUUCAUUAAAAGUUAAAGACACAUAAUGUGAAUUGCUGAAUCGAACUAUGGACACAUUUAUUAUCCAAACCAUACAACAAUAAGGUACAUACUUGUGACAAAUCCACUGACAAAUAAUGGCCCGACUUAUGAGACUUCUUCUACUAAGCAUAUUUGUGAUAUCUACUAAAUCCGAAGAUGACUGGACUAAAAAAUGUAACAGGUGUAAAUGUAUAUGGGCCAGUGGUAGAAAAACGGCUGAUUGUACAUCCAUUGGUUUCUACGAAAUACCAACAAAUCUUUCCAGUGACAUACGUGAGAUAGAUUUUUCAAAUAAUCCACUAGGACAAUUCGGAAAAAAUGUAUUCAAAAAUGCCCAUCUAACGGAUAUUCACAAGUUGAAGUUUCAAAAUUGUAGCAUUCAAAAUUUGCAUGGUGAGGCCUUUAAUGGCCUUUUGCUACUCAUUGAACUGGAUUUAUCUAGAAAUGAAUUAUCCACCCUGGAUAAAAAUAUAUUUAGCGAGAACAUUAAAUUAAGAGUUAUCAAUUUUAGUUAUAAUAAAAUCAAAGUGAUUGAAUCCGGAUUGUUUUAUAAUAUGACAUAUGCACAGAAAAUUUCUUUGGAUCAUAAUGAAAUUGAAACACUAGAAAAGAAUACGUUUAGGUAUUUACCUGCAUUGCAGCAUAUAAGUUUAGAUAAUAACAAAUUAAAAUCACUUUCCUUGGAUUUUGAAACCAUGCCAAAACUAAAUAGCCUUAGCCUCAAAAGUAAUGCUUGGAUAUGCGAUUGCCACCUGCAAAAAUUUAGAAAUCAUGUUAAAAUUAAUAAUUUGGAUACCGAGGCGGUAUCUUGUGAAGGACCAGAAAAGUAUAAAGGAAGGCAAUGGGGUGAAGACAUAGUGUUUGCCUGUUCUCCUUAUAUCUUAGAACCGACUCCUAAUAUGGUAGUUAAAGUAGAAGAUUCCAAUGUAACAUUAUUUUGUAAAGUAACUGGCAAUCCGCCUCCUGAUGUAGACUGGAUAGGCACUAAUGGUAGAACUCUAGAUAGAGAUCCCAGAAUAACGAAACAAAAAUAUGUAGUUAGUAAGAGUACUUCUGGAGAGUAUACUUACAACAAUUUGACAAUAACAAAUUUUAACUAUAGAGACCGCGGUGAAUACAAAUGUUUAGCAAAAAAUCCUGGAGGUGAGGAUGAAAUAAACAUUACGCUAUCGUAUCCGGUGGGACACAACUCGUUAAACCAGCCUUUGGGCAUUAAUAUGGGCCUUAUAAUAGGCCUAAGUGUUGUAAUUCUCGUGACAUUAAUCAUAAUAGUAGUGAUAUUGGUGUUUUUUUGUAAACGAAACAGUGCGAACGCUGCCAAUCAAAAACGUAACGACGAUAGUGAUGGCCUAGAAGAGUACAUAGGUAUGAGAGACCACCAGCCGGAUAUGAAAAAACAAUUAAUCACCGAUGUCAAUCCUGUGUCAAAACCCCCGAGAGUUACAGUGCCAGGAUCAGUGACAUCUGGGGGCACCGAAGUCAGUGACCAGAAACGAAUUUUAAUGGAUACCGAUUCGGUUUAUGACGAUGACUCUUACCACGAAGGCUCCUUAAUGCCAUUGAUGCGAAAAUCGCAGUUGAUUCUCGACGAUUUCCGACAACCCUAUCCUCCCGAUUUAUUGUCGUUCCCUUCUCGAGCCCUUCAACCUUCCCCAGCGGGUUCGUCAGCUUCGACUGUGGCAGACACCAGUAGACUCCCGCCUCAUCAGGGACCGCAGUCGCCACUAUAUGGUCAUAUUAGUCCAAAUGAAAACCUCUACAGGACCCUGCCGAUAUCCAGGUCUCAAUCACCCUUUGUGAGCGGGGUUCCUCCAAGAAUCCCCAGGUUAGGUCAGGGUUACGUUACAAUUCCCAGAAGACCUAGGCAGAGUUGGAGCAGCGAGCCUCCACUGUCCGAUAUAGGUGAACCAUUAUACGAUAAUUUGGGUCUUCGAACAUCCAUAAAUGGCAGCUAUGCUAAUUCGCUCAACAAAAUGGGUGGUGACACUUCCACUCCAAAGUCGAAUCGACUGUUUCCGUCUUCACCGAGCACCAUCGAUCCAAUAGCAGAGCACGAAUCUACACCCACAGCGCAAACUUUGCCGCGCAAUUUUAACAAAUUGACACCGAGUAGAACAAAUUGGGCAAAAGCCAACGCAGAGGCGCUCCGAAGUCCGGAAAAAAGAAAAAGUACGACGUCUCUACCUGGAACAGAAGGUAAAAAGGUGCCACCACGUCCCCCACCAAAACCCAAAAAGCAAUCACCAAGCCGACCUCUUUUCGAAGACGAGGGUGAAGAUGGCACAGAAGUCUGAGACUGGCUGACGCUGGUGCUCCUAAAAGCACUGGUAGUCGCAACUGUUUGAAAUAAUUGUGGUGCUAAACAAACAACAUGUUAAAAAGGACCAAGUGUCGUGAACACAGGGUUUUUAGAUACGAGAACUAUAAUUUUUAGCUCAAAAAUAUAUUAACGUUUUGGUGAAAGAUAUUUCAAAGUAAAUACUAAAUAGGUCAUACACAACUGCCAUUUCUUAAUA
Molecule: messenger RNA, 2648 nt
Organism: Brassicogethes aeneus
Lineage: Eukaryota; Metazoa; Arthropoda; Insecta; Coleoptera; Nitidulidae
Source: the annotation of a GenBank genome assembly